CUAGGAGCCCCUCUCCCGUCGGUGGUUUUUCGCCCUCCACUCCCGGCUCUCAGUCCUCCUCGGUCUCGGCUGAGGCGGCGGUGGAGGUGAAACCGGGGCGGGGGAACGGGAAUAUCCGGAGCCAUCCGCCAAAAUGGUGAAUUUCACAGUAGACCAGAUCCGAGCGAUCAUGGACAAAAAGUCCAACAUCAGGAACAUGUCUGUGAUUGCUCAUGUUGACCAUGGCAAGUCUACACUUACAGAUUCAUUGGUGUGUAAAGCUGGUAUCAUUGCUUCAGCCAGAGCUGGUGAAACACGAUUUACUGACACACGGAAAGAUGAGCAGGAAAGAUGUAUCACAAUCAAGUCUACGGCUAUUUCUCUGUAUUAUGAGCUUUCAGAAAACGAUUUGGCCUUUAUCAAGCAGUCCAAAGAUGGCUCCGGCUUCCUCAUUAAUUUAAUUGACUCUCCUGGACAUGUGGAUUUCUCCUCUGAAGUCACAGCAGCACUUCGUGUCACUGAUGGCGCUCUUGUCGUUGUUGACUGUGUUUCAGGGGUUUGUGUGCAGACUGAGACUGUACUUCGCCAGGCAAUUGCUGAGCGUAUCAAGCCAGUGCUAAUGAUGAACAAGAUGGACCGUGCUUUGCUGGAGCUGCAGCUAGACCGAGAAGAGCUUUACCAGACCUUCCAGCGCAUUGUGGAAAAUGUCAACGUUAUAAUCUCCACUUAUGGAGAGGGUGAAACUGGACCCAUGGGUAAUAUUAUGAUUGAUCCAGUCAUUGGUACCGUUGGCUUUGGCUCUGGCCUGCAUGGUUGGGCUUUUACUCUUAAACAGUUUGCCGAGAUGUAUGUAGCCAAAUUUGCUUCCAAAGGGGAGAAGACGCAGCUCUCUGCAGCUGACAGGGCCAAGAAGGUAGAAGAUAUGAUGAAAAAGCUAUGGGGAGACAAGUAUUUUGACCCAGCAACUGGAAAAUUCAGCAAAUCGGCAGCCAGCCCCGAUGGAAAAAAAUUGCCACGGACAUUCUGCCAACUCAUCCUGGAUCCUAUUUUUAAGGUCUUUGAUGCCAUUAUGAACUUUAAAAAGGAAGAGGCGUCCAAGCUGAUAGAGAAGUUGGAUAUCAAGCUAGAUGCUGAAGACCGAGAAAAGGAGGGGAAGCCGCUUCUCAAGGCUGUGAUGCGUCGAUGGUUGCCUGCUGGAGAUGCCUUACUUCAGAUGAUUACCAUCCAUCUGCCUUCCCCUGUAACUGCACAGAAAUAUCGCUGCGAACUUCUGUAUGAGGGACCGCCUGAUGACGAAGCAGCAAUGGGUGUUAAGAACUGUGACCCAAAGGGGCCUUUGAUGAUGUACAUCUCCAAAAUGGUCCCCACCUCUGACAAAGGCCGUUUCUACGCCUUUGGACGGGUCUUCUCUGGCAUUGUUUCCACAGGCCAGAAAGUGCGAAUAAUGGGACCAAAUUACACCCCAGGAAAGAAGGAAGAUCUCUACUUAAAGCCCAUUCAGAGAACCAUUUUGAUGAUGGGUCGUUAUGUUGAGCCCAUUGAGGAUGUACCUUGUGGCAACAUUGUUGGUCUAGUUGGUGUUGACCAGUUUUUGGUGAAGACGGGCACCAUUACCACCUUUGAACAUGCCCACAACAUGAGAGUGAUGAAAUUUAGUGUUAGCCCAGUUGUACGUGUUGCAGUUGAAGCAAAAAACCCUGCCGACCUACCAAAACUAGUGGAAGGUCUAAAGCGUCUCGCCAAGUCUGACCCUAUGGUCCAGUGCAUUAUUGAGGAAUCUGGAGAGCACAUCAUUGCUGGAGCUGGUGAGCUGCAUCUGGAAAUUUGCCUCAAGGAUCUGGAAGAGGAUCAUGCCUGUAUUCCAAUCAAGAAAUCCGACCCAGUAGUAUCUUAUCGGGAGACGGUCUGUGAAGAGUCUGGCCAGAUGUGCUUGUCCAAAUCCCCUAACAAACACAACCGGCUGUACAUGAAAGCCCGCCCCUUCCCGGACGGGUUGGCAGAAGAUAUAGACAAGGGGGAUGUCAGCUCCCGCCAAGAGCUAAAGCAGCGUGCUCGGUACCUGGCUGAGAAGUAUGAGUGGGACGUCUCUGAAGCAAGGAAGAUCUGGUGCUUUGGCCCUGAUGGGACAGGUCCCAAUAUUCUGGUUGACAUUACCAAGGGUGUCCAGUAUCUCAAUGAAAUCAAAGACAGUGUGGUGGCUGGAUUCCAGUGGGCAACCAAAGAGGGCGUUCUGUGUGAAGAGAACAUGCGGGGGGUUCGCUUUGACAUUCAUGAUGUUACUCUCCAUGCUGAUGCUAUCCAUCGUGGUGGGGGACAAAUCAUCCCAACUGCAAGGAGGGUUCUGUACGCCUCUGCUCUGACUGCCCAGCCCCGGCUGAUGGAGCCCAUCUACCUUGUAGAGAUUCAGUGUCCAGAACAAGUAGUUGGAGGCAUCUAUGGUGUGCUGAAUCGGAAACGGGGUCAUGUUUUUGAAGAGUCCCAAGUAGCUGGGACCCCAAUGUUUGUGGUUAAAGCAUAUCUGCCUGUCAAUGAGUCCUUUGGCUUCACAGCUGACUUGAGAUCCAACACCGGUGGCCAGGCUUUUCCACAGUGUGUCUUUGAUCACUGGCAGGUUUUGCCCGGAGACCCUUACGAUGCCAAUUCACGUCCUUUCCAAGUUGUGGCUGAAACACGCAAACGUAAAGGUUUGAAGGAGGGUAUUCCACCUCUGGACAACUUCCUAGACAAAUUGUAACUACAGCCUCAUCCAGGUGAGGGGUAGCCAUUAACAGUACCCAACUUCAUUAUGAAAUUGGAUUCCUUCACAAAGCCAGGAAAGAAGUGGGAAACUGAACAUACAAAGCUGAACAAAAACACAAACCAGCAUCUAGCAAUUAUGUCAUGUUCACUCAAAUGAGAAAUAAAAGUAUGCGUUGUUGAA
Elgaria multicarinata webbii is the source of this 2899-nucleotide messenger RNA. Its product is annotated as elongation factor 2-like. Gene Ontology annotation, molecular function: GTP binding; GTPase activity; ribosome binding. The coding region runs from base 134 to 2713 and encodes 859 amino acids. The transcript is spliced from 15 exons. Gene Ontology annotation, cellular component: cytosol; ribonucleoprotein complex. Gene Ontology annotation, biological process: translational elongation. The record is from RefSeq and is a predicted model, not a curated record. NCBI's taxonomy places the organism in Eukaryota, Metazoa, Chordata, Lepidosauria, Squamata, Anguidae.